Messenger RNA from Medioppia subpectinata, 2114 nucleotides. Lineage: Eukaryota; Metazoa; Arthropoda; Arachnida; Sarcoptiformes; Oppiidae. The record is from the annotation of a GenBank genome assembly.
CUGCCGUGUCGUACAAGCAUUGGUGUAGUGCUGUUGAGCCACACAUCCAGGCGUUUAAGGCGUGUGUCGUCUGUAUAUAAAAACCGGCGUUGAGUUCACUUCUCGUCUCUUUUCAGUCGACUUUUUAUAACACAAUUGAUGUUUAAAUUCAAUUGAUAUCUAAAUUGUAAUUAACUUUUAUUUUUUACUCAAAUUAUUUAUUUAUUAGUUUCAGUCGUAACUCAAUAUAUAGAUUAUAUAUAACUCAACGCCUAAUAUAAAAAACUGUAUUUAUUUUUACAUUUAAUUAACUUUUUUUUUGAUAACGAAAGAAACGACUCGUCAUUUAAAAGACACGCGUUUUUUCAAUAGAGAGAAAAAAGCCAUUCAUUUAUAUUAUAAUUCAUUUGUGUUGUGAUAUUCAAAGCAAACGCUUGUCUUUCAGUGCAAAUCAAUAGACAUUUCAUUAAUUUGAUUGAAUAGAGGAGACAAUGGUAUCAAAAGUAUCGUUAGUAUUAUGCCUGUCGUGGCUGGCGAUGGCCUCGGCGUCGGAUGUGCUGGACCUGAGCACCGGUGACUUCAAGGCAGAGGUGGGCCAACACGACACAGUACUGGUGGAGUUCUUCGCCCCCUGGUGUGGACACUGCAAACGAUUGGCUCCCGAGUACGAGACCGCCGCCACCGCUCUCAAGACCAACGACCCGCCCGUCCCUCUCGCCAAGGUUGACUGUACCACCGAUGGCGGCAAAGACGUCUGUUCCGAAUACGGUGUCACCGGUUAUCCCACUCUUAAGAUAUUCAAAGGUAUGNUCUCUUCCCAUUUCCUUCCCAUAGCUAUCCGUUUCCUCUACACGUGUAGUGUUGACUGUACCACCGAUGGCGGCAAAGACACCUGUUCCGAAUACGGUGUCACCGGUUAUCCCACUCUUAAGAUAUUCAAAGGUGGUGAAUUCGCCUCUGAAUACAGCGGUCCCCGAGAGGCCGAUGGUAUCGUGAAGUACAUGCGCUCACAAGUAGGUCCGGCCUCCAGACUGGUCGAGACGCGCGCCAAACUCGAGGACGCGCUCACUAAGGCUAAGGAUGUGAUCGUUUUGGGUAUCUUUGAGUCGGACGACAAGUCCGCAGUUCAGACCAGUUUCCUGAAGACGGCGGACAAACUGCGAGAGUCCGUCAACUUUGUGCACGUGUUCACCGAAACGGUUUCCGAUGCACUCAAACUGAAACUGUUCGCCGAUCUCAAGGACAAGAAGGCGCCCACUAUUGUCCUCAUCCGACCCAAAGAGCUCAAGAAUAAGUUCGAGUCAAACGUUGUUCAAUACGCUUCCGGAGACGUCGAGGAGUUCAUUAAAAUCAAUUAUCACGGAAUUGUUGGCCACAGAACUCAGAACAACAAUCAGGACUUUAAGAAUCCAUUGGUCAUUGUCUACUACGAUGUCGAUUACGUGAAGAACAUUAAGGGAACCAAUUAUUGGCGAAACCGUGUGCUGAAAGUGGCCCAGAAUUACAAGGAAUUGAAUUUCGCCAUUUCUAAUGCCCAACAAUUCGCCGGAGAGCUCGAGGAGUUCGGUCUCGAGGCACCCAAAGACCGCGAGGCGACACCAGUGGUGGGCGCACGCGAUGCUCAGGGACUGAAGUACGCCUUCAAAGACAAGUUCUCUGUCGAGACGUUCGAGCAGUUCGUCAAAGACUUUAAGGACGGAAAGCUGGAAGCGUUUGUGAAGUCAGAGGAAGUGCCCGCCGAUAACGAUGUCGCCGAAGUUAAGGUCGCCGUCGGCAAGAACUUCGACGAACUCGUGACCAAAGCAGAUAAGGACACACUGAUUGAGUUUUACGCCCCCUGGUGUGGACACUGCAAGAAGUUGGCCCCGACUUUCGAUGAAUUGGGCAAAGCCCUGAAGAACGAGCCGGGAGUACAGGUUGUGAAGAUGGACGCGACGGCUAACGACGUUCCGGCGCCGUUCGUUGUGCACGGAUUCCCGACUCUGUAUUGGUAUCCAAAGGAUAAGUCGAUCCAGAAAUACGAGGGCGGAAGAGAGGCAUCGGAUUUCUUGAAUUACAUAUCAAAACACGCGACCGACGAGUUGAACGGUUACGACAGGAGUGGCAAUCAAAAGGCGAUCAAAGAGGAGCUUUAG